This is a messenger RNA of Nezara viridula (southern green stink bug), 1296 nucleotides long. NCBI's taxonomy places the organism in Eukaryota, Metazoa, Arthropoda, Insecta, Hemiptera, Pentatomidae. The record is from the annotation of a GenBank genome assembly.
AUGUUGGGUCUGUCAGCGUGCUGGCCGGCUUGGAUUAUCCAUGCUCAAUUAAAAAACAUGGAGGGUUUUUUGUUGAACUCAGGACUUUACGACAUUAUAAUGUUUAUCACAGAUCAUUUGACGUUUAAAAAAAUAUUCCUUUGCAUCAUUGGGUGGCUUAUCUACAAGCUAUUCAUUAAACCAAUGAAUUACGUCAAGGGACUUUGCGAUGUCGGAUGGUUAGAAGGACAUAGAAACCUUAAAACAAGAGUGAUCGGGAAGAUACCACCCGUCUAUCCUAAUGGUUGGUUUGCUAUUGCUGAGUCAGAUUCUCUGAAAAAAGGCCAAAUUCUACACGUCGCUGCUUUAGGAGAGAACUUCGCAGUUUUCCGUUCGAGCAAUGGAGUAUCCAGGAUAUUAGAUGCAUAUUGUCCUCAUUUAGGAGCUAAUAUGGCCGUCGGCGGGAAGGUGGUUGGAGAUUGUAUACAGUGCCCUUUUCACCUAUGGAAAUUCAACGGUGCAACUGGCCUAUGUACAUCCAUCCCCUACACGGAUAAAAUUCCGAAAACAGCAAAAGUGAGAUCGUGGAAUACGGUCGAGACAAAUGGUUUCAUCUUCGUGUGGUACCACGCUGAAGGAGAGGAACCAAACUGGUUCCCGGAGGAAAUCAAAGAAAUAAAUCAUAACAAGCUCACAUACUUCGGAAGGAAUCAGUUCCAAAUUAAGUGUCAUAUACAAGAUGUACCUGAAAACGGAAGUGACAUGACACAUUUCGCCGCAAUCCACGAAGCUGCUGCCAUGAACGGUGGAGAUCUCCGCUACCAAGAAAAGACAAUGUUAAAAUUUUUUCGGCACAAAUGGCAAGCAGUAUGGGAACCUUGUAACGAAAACGGGAAGCAGCACACAGCCACAUCGAUAAUAGACCACCAUAUUGAUCUGUUCGGAAAAAUUAAAAUUGCAAAAUGCCGUAUAAGCGCUUAUCAGACAGGUCCAGGCUACGUGGUACUCAAAGUGAACGCUGGAUUUGGAACCGUCCUACUACUCCAGGUGAUCACUCCAGUGGAGCCGUUGGUACAGAAAGUGAUACAUAGGGUGUAUUCUCCAGCAUAUUUAAUGCCAUUUACUCGAUUUUUCUUCUUAUCUGAGGCAUACAUGUUUGAAAGGGAUAUUAUGAUUUGGAACAACAAAGUCUUCUUCGACCAGCCAAUAUACACACGGGAGGACAAAUCCAUCGCUAGGUUCCGGCGCUGGUACCAGCAGUUUUAUACUCAGCACAGUAAAACUUAUGCAAUGGCAAAAGAAGGAUUGGAUUGGUAA